AUGGCUCGUACUAUUACAUUUGCUACACUCUUUGCUGCUGUCAAUUACGCCUUUGCGGCACCAUGGAAGGGCGAGGUUAAGAAGGUGGGUGGCGCUACGUACCAGUGCAAAUGCUAUUCGGACAACUCGUGCUGGCCAACCAAUGCGGACUGGAACGCCUUGAACAAGACUGUGGACGGCGCUUUGCAGGUAGCCGUACCUCCUGGUGCAGCUUGCCACAAGAGCUUUGAAAACUCGACGGUCAGCGUGUACAACAAGGCGGCGUGUGCUGAGGUUCAGGCGAAUUGGAUCAAUGAACAGUGGCUGACUGAUCAUCCCAUUGCAAACCUGUGGCCGCUGUACACGAACAAUACCUGCCUGCCGAACGAUGACCCAAGCACUCCUUGUACUCGGGGUUUUUAUGGUAGAUACGUCGUCUUGGCGAAGACAAAGGAGCACAUCAAGGCCGGAAUUGACUUUGCACGGGAACGGAAUCUGCGUUUGAUUAUUAGGAACACUGGUCACGAUUUUAUGGGACGCUCCACAGGCUUUGGAUCGCUCAUCAUCAACACCCACAGCUUCAAGGAUGUGAGCUUCCUCAAGACAUAUAGUGGGCCCGGAAACUGGACUGGUAGCGCUGCGGUUGUAGGUGCGGGAGUGCAAGGACGUGAGUUGUUCCGACAGGCUUUUGCGCAGAAGCCACCAGUUGUCAUUGUUGGCGGAGAGUGCCCAACUGUCGGAUGGGCUGGAGGGUACAUCCAAGGAGGGGGCCAUGGUCCGCUGACGUCGAUUUAUGGCAUGGGUGCUGACAAUGUACUGGCCUUCGACGCCGUGACUGUGGACGGAGAAUACGUCACCGCCAACGCAAAGGAAAAUUCAGAUCUUUUCUGGGCCCUAAAAGGGGGUGGUCCAUCUACCUUUGCAGUCGUCGUCUCCAUCACAGUCAAGACCUUUCCCGAGGUUCCAACCGCAGGGACCAUCAUCAACAUCAACAGCACCCAUACUAACGACUCGGCUGUCUUCAACAAGGGUUUCCAUAUUUUCCACAACCUGGCGAACCAUUACGUGGACAACGGCAUGUUCGUCUACUUCGAGGUGGGUCCAGGACCAGGCAGACUGCACAUCGCUCCUCUCGUUGGUCCUAAGAUGGAUGAAAAGAAGCUCAACGAAGUGCUGAAGCCUCUGUUCGACCAGUUGGACGCAGCCAAGAUCCCGCACGACAGACACACGAGAGCUUUCCCCACCUUCUUUGAGUUCUACAUUGACAUGUUCGAAGAUGAACAGCCGAAUCAGAACUCAAUCGUAGGGGGGCGUCUGUUUACGCGCAAGGAUAUCGAUGACGGUGCUGACGAGGUAGCGGACGCGAUCCUUUUUGCCAGCGGCAACCCUACCAAGGACAGGAUCGGCUUCUCGGUUGGGCACAUUGUUGAUCCUGGCCACGGCGUUCCCUACGCGGACAAUGCCAUCAACGACAAGUGGCGCAAGUCAAGCAGCUUUGUCAUCACGAACGUGAUCAUGAGUGGCCUGGAGUCGUGGGAAGAGAAGAAACAGCUGGAAGACGUCCAGACCAACGUCGUUGGAAAGCGGCUCAGGGAAGCUGGACCUGACGGGGCGACGUAUGUGAACGAAGGCGACCUCAACGAGCCGAAUUGGCAGCACUCGUAUUGGGGCGACAAGUAUCCUAGGCUGUUGGAGAUUCGGAAGAAGUGGGAUGCGAAGGGGGUCUUGUACACAAAGACGACGCCUGGGACCGAGGACUGGGAUGUCCUUGAUCAAGGAACGAAGCUCUGCCGGAAGGUUUCGUGA
Messenger RNA from Paraphaeosphaeria sporulosa, 1785 nucleotides. Its product is annotated as FAD-binding domain-containing protein. The coding region runs from base 1 to 1785 and encodes 594 amino acids. Gene Ontology annotation, molecular function: FAD binding; oxidoreductase activity. The transcript has 3 exons. Lineage: Eukaryota; Fungi; Ascomycota; Dothideomycetes; Pleosporales; Didymosphaeriaceae. The record is from RefSeq and is a predicted model, not a curated record.